Molecule: messenger RNA, 1100 nt
Organism: Pseudovirgaria hyperparasitica
Lineage: Eukaryota; Fungi; Ascomycota; Dothideomycetes; Acrospermales; Acrospermaceae
Exons: 3
Coding region: 73-603 (176 amino acids)
Source: RefSeq, a predicted model, not a curated record
UCAGUCAUCCGUUCGUGAAUGAUGAGCACUCUGCCUCCGUAUCCAUUCUUACUAGACAAUAGCGGCUCAGCAAUGCCUUCUCUAUCGCAGAUCUCGAGCCUCGCGCCUUAUCACAUCAUCAGCUAUGGCACAUUGCUAGGCAGCACUAUAUUUCAGAGCUUCGUCGGAGGCAUCAUCGCCUUCCGCGUGCUACCUCGUCCGCAAUUCUCCACGUUGCAGAAGCAUACCUUUCCAGUGUACUUCGGCAUGCAAACAUUCCUUUCUGCUGCUCUCGCGCUCACAUAUCCUUUCGGUGGCAUCAAAUCGGUCUUCUCAGCCGAGCACAAAUGGACUUUGGGGCUACCUAUCGCCACAAUGGUCAUCUCCAGUGUCGCAAACACAUUGUAUCUGGGCCCUGAGACUACACGAGUUAUGAUACUAAGAAAGCACCAAGAGACAAGAGACGGAAAGAAGGCAUAUGACGAGGGUCCACACAGUGAAGAUAUGCAGAAGCUGAACAAGCAGUUUGGAGCGCUCCACGGCAUAAGCACUUUAGUCAACCUGGGAGGUCUAGUCGCGAUGCUCUGGCAUGGCUUCGUGCUUGCGGAGAAGCUUACGGCAUGAUAAUCGUAGUAUCGAUGAGCACUUAACCACAACUUUUUGUGUAUGCAAAGGUAAGAUAUAGUUGACAUGAAAGGAUUCUGAAACCUGGUCCGAAUCUCAACAAGAAGAAAUUAGCAUAUCAUCGUGCAUCAGACAAUGUGUCUACUUCUUCUGCUCUCCCUCCUUCUGACCACCCAUCCACCCGGUGGCUAUCCCACCAACACCCUUCGCACCAUCCGCCACCGCACUGGCACCACUCGAGACGCCCCCCUUCGCCUGAUUGACAUAUGUAUCCCCAGCACCACCAGGCGUGAAUUCUCCAUUGUCAUCUUUCCCUCCUCGUUCCAUUCUGUUCACGCCUUCUUUCGACACAUAGUCUCCAAUAGGUUGCGCAAGGCCGCCUUUGCCGACUUGUCCAGCAACAAGUCCGUUCACACCAUCCUGAAGUUUAUCGACUUGGUCAAUUCCGGUGACUUUGGACUUGUCGAGGGCAUCUAAGGUUGCAGUCAGCGUACGAU